Molecule: messenger RNA, 1904 nt
Organism: Cladocopium goreaui
Lineage: Eukaryota; Dinophyceae; Suessiales; Symbiodiniaceae
Source: the annotation of a GenBank genome assembly
AGAAGACCGUGCCAUGGAUGAGCCCUUCCGGACAGUGUCAGGAUCUGUGCCCUCGGAAACACUCCUGGCCGAAAGGACGCGCAGUCCAAAAGGUAAGAUGGCGCUUGCACUGGAAGCCUCGAUGGCGGGUUUUUCGAAUGAUGGAUGCGUUUCCUGGGCAGAACUUUCAGUCGCAGGCCUCCAUCCCGGGUGGCUUGGAGGCAGGAGCUGCAGUACAACUCCACAAGGCCCGAUGCGAGGUUGCUUCAGAAGCCCCUGGCGGCUUCGUUUUGGGCCCUGGCGGGCCCAAUGCACAGCUGCGCUCCGGCACGGUGUACUUUCGGGAGGCUAGUCCCGAGGAGUUGGUGAAAGCUAAGAUGUCCUUGCCGGGCUCCUGGCUGUGCUGCCCAUUACCGCACCUUGAGAAGGUAUGCAACGGUGCUGAGAAGCGCCUGCGUUUGGUGGUCAUCACCUCCCAAGAUGAGUUUGAUGAGACCUGUUACACAGACCCUGGCGUGGAUGUGUCCACCUCCGGCAACGGACGGAAGCUGGCCACGCACGCCAUGCUGCGAAGUCUAUUGGAAGAGUCCUUCAAGGGAUCCAUCGUGGUGUCCUGCAUCCUGAUCUUGGACUUUCAAGCCCUAGCCACAGGGGAGUCCCUGCUGCGCUGCCGCGCGCCGCUGCCGGUGGAGGGACCGCAGAUCAUGCAGGUCCACAUUCAGCAUUUCGGUGUGGUGGAGGUUUGCCGAGGAGACUUCGAGCAGCUUUUGGUGGCAGGCAGCGAUUUGGAGGCAGAACUGGCGAUUUCCACCUCAGUCAGGCGUGACAUGCUCACGUUGCUCCACACGAUCAAAGCUCAAAGUUUCGCUGCAAUGAGUCAUGACUACAACAUUCCCUACGGCCCCUGGGGGGUUCGGGAGGGGAAAUCCUAUCACCAGAACCACCUGGACCUUUUGGAGCGGACCUUGUUGUUGUGCACAUCUAGGCAUUUGGCGGAGUACCUGACACGCUGGUCUGGUGGCAAAGUUUCCACCAGACUCUGUUAUUGCGCCGACUAUGGUUAUUUCGAUCGCUACUUGGGCGAUGCCGACUCGGAAGGACGCUUCGUGACCUUCAUCAGCCCGUGCCCGGCCAAAGGUCUUUGUAUUUUCCUCCGCGUGGCCAGAAGUCUUCCAGCGCUUCGUUUCUUGGCAGUGACCACCCUUUGGACCAAGUCCAUCCACGAGAAAGCGCUACAAGAACUGCCCAAUGUGGUGAUAUGUCCCGGUCGCAAUGCCGUGGCAGAAAUCUACAAGAAAACCGCCGUGCUUCUGGUUCCUUCCAUUUGGUCAGAGGCCUUCGGAUUGGUGGCCGUGGAGGCGCAGCUUCGCGGCAUUCCAGUGGUGAGCAGCGACCACUAUGGCUUGAAGGAGGCCAACAUGUGUGAGGAACUUCGUGUGCCAGUGCAGCUCGUCCAGGACAUGCGCAUCCGUACCCUUCACCGUGGUCACAGCAUUGACGAACUAGAGCAAACGUUACCGCACAUGAGGGAAGAGCUCAAAGGCACGGAGGAGGAGAUCAGGCUCAAUGUGGCCAAAACGCAUUUGUACGUGGCAACUCCACAGGAAGCAGCUGGUUUCACGGAACGUGUGCAGCGUUUGAUGAUGGACAAGACCUGGAGGAAGGAAAAGGGGGCAGAAGCCCGGCAGCGCGCAGAGGGCUUCGUGCAGAGCCGUCAAGGAUGUUUUAAAGACUUCUUGGAUGAGAUGAAAGUUGCCAUGGCCAUCUGACCUGCGAGCUGGUGCGAAAGUGUGUAAACCAACUGGUGAAUGGUUGGUAGACCUGGUUUGUCAUAGGUUUUUCUCUAGCCUUUGCUCAACCCCGCAGUCCACUGUGGGCUGAUAGUGACAGGAGAUCUCCAAACUGUGUGUUUGGCAUCGCAAAAA